Notolabrus celidotus (New Zealand spotty) is the source of this 3548-nucleotide messenger RNA. RefSeq names its product glutamine-rich protein 1-like. NCBI's taxonomy places the organism in Eukaryota, Metazoa, Chordata, Actinopteri, Labriformes, Labridae. The coding region runs from base 503 to 2827 and encodes 774 amino acids. The transcript is spliced from 12 exons. The record is from RefSeq and is a predicted model, not a curated record.
AACGCUGGUUUUGGACUCAGGAUGGGAUCUCUUGUUAAGAGGACACCGCGGCAGGCCGAUGCCUCAUAGACGAGCAGUCUGCAAAGGAAUCGCGCUGUUCUCGUGGCCUGUACUUCCGUCAUUUUAUAUCUCACUGGACAAACACAGUGCGGGGUUUCUGCUCGGUGCUGUGUAGUACAGCCUGUAAUGAAUGAACCCAACUCGGGAUUGAACUCGAGUGAAUCGAUCUGUGUUUUCCUGGAGCGGGGAAACUAGUUCUACAACGAAGAGCCUGCCUGGAUAUCACCCUGAAAUAAGCAGACGUCAGACCUCGCCCGCCUGCUGCUGUUACAUUUUUAUCGCAAUCUAAUCACAGUAUUGUUCGCGGGUUAACACUGCUGCACGAACUAUGUAGUAGAGUUAAUGGCGAUCUGCUGGUAGCUGUUAGAAUCGGCUUUUUGGUUUUAAACACCGUGCCUUGGCGGAAAGGAGAGGAUUUCGUUUUAUUUAAGGUCUACUGACGAUGAAUGAGCAGGAGAGUGGGGUGGUCUCGUUUGAUGAGUAUGUGCGGCAGAAGGCACGCACUGUGCCUCAGCACAGGAUGAAGGAGUUCCUGGAGUCUCUCGCCAAGGGCCCAGAGGUGCUGCAGGAAUUCAGCCAGCAGGGAGGGGCGGCCGCCGCCACCACCACCACAGCCACCACCACAGCCAUGGUGUACCAGCAGCAGGGUGCCAACUGUAUCUACACAGACAGCACAGAGGUGGCAGGCUCCCUGCUAGAGCUGGCUUGUCCGGUACAGGUCACGUCAGCAGAGAUUGCAUCUCAUUUGGCUGCGCAUCAAGAGUCUGAUCAGCAGCUUCAAGUUCAGGUGCAGAUUCAGGAACAGCAGGGUCAAGCAGUCGGCCAAGUCCUUCAGGUGGCCUCCCCAUCCCAGCAGGACCUGCAGGGAAUCCCAACCCAUUUUGUCCAGCAGGGAGAGCUCACAGAGGAGCAGCAGCAGCAGCUUCAGGCGCAGCUGGUUGCCGCUGUAACUGGAGGACAACAAAUCCAGCUGUCAAGUGGCCAACAAAUCCAGCAUAUUCAGUUGCCAGGGGGCCAGCAAAUUCAAAUUCAGGCUGGCCAACAAAUUCAAUUACAGGACGGCCAGCACAUCACACUACAGGACGGCCAGCAGAUUCAUUUACAAGGAGGCCAGCAAAUUCAACUACAGGAUGGCCAACACAUUCAGCUACAAGGGGGGCAACAGAUCCAGAUCCAGACCAUUGAGGCCAUGUCCCCUUCACAGCAGCAUGAGUCUUCUCGCGAGAUGGACAGGAGGACUGCUGUCUCAGCUGUUCUUCAACCUGCCAAGAAGCGCAAGGUGGAUGUCCCUGUAGCUUUGUCGUAUGCCGUACCACAGGGCCAGCAGGUAGCUACAGUUCUAGCCAUCCCUCAGGGUCAGCAGCAGAGCUAUGUGUCCCUACGACCAGAUUUGCUCACUGUCGACAGCGCUCAGCUGUACAGCACUACAGGAACAAUCACAGGUCCCACAGGUGAGACCUGGACCAUCCCUGUGUACUCUACUCCCCAGCAGCAAGGUGUGACUCAUAUUACCAUACCACAGGAGACGUAUAACACUGUACAACUUGCCACCACCAACGGUAAGGACAAACUGUCCGGCAGUUCUUCAUCAAGGUCAGCAGAGUUGCAUUCGGCCACCGCUGGAACACAGGAAGAAAUAGUGCAGACCUUAUUCCCAGCGCAGUUCAUGAAUGGGAACCUUCACAUCCCUGUGGCAGUGCAGACUGUAGGAGGGACUUACAACACGACACAGUCUGUACACAUAUGGGAUCCAAAUCAACAGCAGGGCCAAGUAGAAGAUGGACAAGAGCAGCAGCUCCAUCUGCAGGGUCACAUAGAAACAGAGGCUAAUGCUGAGCCGCCCACAGAGAUUCUGGUUCCUGUCUGUCUGAAGCCAGAGGAAGGCCUGGAGGUGUGGCGCCUUUGGGCAAAGCGAAAAAAUGUGGAGCUGAGCAAGCAGGAAAAGACAAAGCUUGCACCCAUAGGGCGCCGUCAGCCUCUGCGUUUUCAGGAAGACUUGGUGUCGAGCGCUGUAGCUGAGCUAAACUUGGCACUUUCCCUGAUGACCCAAGAGGCACGAGGAUCAGCUGAAGAAGAGUUUGCAUCCGAUGUUCUGUAUUAUAUUUUCUUGUGUAUACAAAAGUAUCUCUUUGAAAAUGGCCGUGUGGAUGAUAUUUUCUCGGAUCCAUACUACACACGUUUUGGUGGGUGUUUACACAAAAUCCUGGAUGGUUGGAAGCCAAGUGUCCAUCCUUUAGGUUACGUCAUUCCAAGUCAUGUGACUGAAGAGAUGCUUUGGGAGUGUAAACAGCUAGGUGCACAUUCACCUGCCACAUUGCUAACAACUCUAAUGUACUUCAACACUAAGCAUUUCCACCUGAUAACACCUGAACAGCACAUGAAGGUAGCUUUCUCAAAGGUCCUAAGACACACAAGAAAGAACCCUGCUAAUACCAAGGACAAAGCCACCAGUAUCCGCCUUCUCAAAGUACAGGGUGCACAUGGCCCAGGGCAGAAAGGACCUGAUGAAAUGUUUGAAGAGCAGGCUGAAGAUCCUGAGAAUCCUCUCCGCUGCCCCAUUAAACUCUAUGACUUUUAUCUCUUCAAAUGCCCUCAAAGUGUAAAGGGACGCAAUGACGCAUACUACAUGACUCCAGAGCCUGUGGUCGCGCCUAACAGCCCGAUGUGGUACUCAUCUCAGCCUCUCAGUAGUCAGCAAGUGGAGCAAAUGCUGGCCCGCAUCAUAGUGGUCCGAGAAAUCCAGGAGAUCAUCAGCGCAAGUCAAUGAGCUUACUUGACUCAUGGGAACUAGUUCUUUGGUUGCUUACUGCUGGCCACGCAGUAUCCACCCUGUCUCUAUCAACCUCAAUGGACAUCUUUCAAAUGGAACAAUUCCUGAAACAAUCAUCCUUAUGUUUUAUGUUGGCAAAGAUUUUUUUCUCACACAUUUUCUGUUUCCGGUUGAUGGGAUGGACUGAUCUUUCUCUAACUGCUUUUAAGCCAUUGCCUCUGUAACCUUUGAACUGGCAUGUAAGGAGAACUUUACCUCUGCUGGACUGUGAUUUUUUUUUUCCUGUGAAAGUUAGUCUUAUCAAUAUGAUAUGAGGAUAUACAACCCUCACUACUUAACCUCACAGACCAUUAACCACCUUACUUCUCUUCUAAGUCCCUCUAUGAUACACGAAAGCCUCCUGGACAGUUACACGGGACCUCUGCUUAAAACUGUUUUUGUAUACCAACUGCAUUUUGGAUCAUGUAUUGCUAUGUUCAAAGCUAAAGAAUUUGUGCCUGUUUUCAAAAAUGACGUCAUAAUUUAUGCUUGUGGAUCUUUGCGUGAGUUUGAACCUCCAGAUUUUCACAAGGUCAAGUGCUAUAUUGUAGUGAUUCAGGAGAUCAGAAACAUUUCUCUCAGGUCUAAGCUCGUGAUUGAAACCCCACUGAGGACUUUUUGCCAAUCUAUUCCUGUAUGUGUAUAUUGUCCGUUAUUAAACAGGACAUGCAGAUGAAAA